Dermacentor albipictus is the source of this 1763-nucleotide messenger RNA. Lineage: Eukaryota; Metazoa; Arthropoda; Arachnida; Ixodida; Ixodidae. The record is from RefSeq and is a predicted model, not a curated record.
ACGCAGUUGGCUCCGAGGUUAACAUACAUUCUUGCGUUUCCAGACUCUCAAACGUGGCGCUACCUCUGUCUUUGAGCAAAGUGGGGAAAAGGUGAGGCGGUGAAUUUCUGAAAGUGGGUGCACUACCGCACCACACAGCUAUGAAACCACAACAAUGAAACCAAAACUAUCGAACCAGAACCAAUCACUCUCUUCAUGCGGCGCUUCGAGCGCCUACUCUGUUCUACAGGAGAAUAGAACCCCACUUCCUUAUUAGUUCCGAAUAGUGCAGUCAAGUUGUCGGCUGCUGCUUGUGUACUGCAGUACAUACUGCAUGUGGCAGAUCACGUCACCCAAUGCUUCGCAUCAAGUUCAGCGUGCGCGCUUCAUUACGAGCUCACCAGGUGUAUUGGAAGCUUCAGCAUAAUGACAAGUGGCAGUGACACUGGUUCAGAGUCUUCAGACCGAAAGAAGAGCAGUCCAAAACCGAAAAGAAAAGAAAAAUACCAGCAAAAGUACAAGCAAGCUUGGGAGCAUGAGAAAGUGUUUCAAAGUUGGCUGCAGCCAAGCAAGAAGGGCAACCGUUAUGCGUGCUGCAAAACAUGCCAUGUGAACCUAGUUGCCGGCAAGAAACUGUUGGAACGGCACAUGAAAUCUGCGAAACAUGAAGAAAAUACAAGAAAGCUUAUGGCCCAGACAAAGCUGAUGCAAGCAAUGCCUAGCAUUGCUAUGAAUGGUUAAUGGCUAUGAAUGCCAUAAGAAUGGCUAUGUUUGUCGCCGAGCACAACCUGCCCUUUGCAGUCAUGGGCCAUCUGCCAAAGCUCGUGAAAAAAAUUUGCCCCGACUCCAAAAUCGCAAAGCAGAUUGCCUGUAGCAGAACAAAAACAUCAGUGAUAACAAAGGUUGUGACAGACGAGGAGAGCAAAUCGCUGCUGUGGAGGCUACUUCUAGAAAAGAAAUUUUCAGUCAUGGUUGACGAGUCAACGGACGUCAGCUGCAACAAGCACUUGUGUGUUGUUACAAGGGUUUUCGAAAAAGAUAAAGUGACUCAUGCCUUCUUUGAUCUCAUCCCUGUGACGGAUGUGAGUGCCAAUGUCCUUUAUAGUGCCCUUACUGGUACUUUUCAGAGAGCGGGGGUUCCUUAUAAAGACAAUCUAGUUGGCUUUGUACCCGCCGUGGUUGCUCAGUGGCUAUGGUGUUGGGCUGCUGAGCACGAGGUCGCGGGAUCGAAUCCCGGCCACGGCGGCCGCAUUUCGAUGGGGGCGAAAUGCGAAAACACCCGUGUGCUUAGAUUUAGGUGCACGUUAAAGAACCCCAGGUGGUCAAAAUGGUUUUGGCACGUAAAACCCCAAAUAUUAUUAUUAGUUGGCUUUGCUGCAGACGGCGCAAGUGUCAUGAUGGGUAGUAAACAAUCUGUGAUGGUACUGCUGAAGAAGGAGAUUCCCGGCUUGUUCAUUCUUAAGUGCACGUGUCAUUCAUUUCACUUGUGCGCAUCGUACGCUUGUUCGAAACUUCCACGUGUUGUUGAAGAUCUCGUGCGGGACAUCUACAGCUACUUCAACUCAAGUCCUAAAAGAGAGGGCACGUUGAAGAAAUUUCAAGCUCUUCUUGAACUAAAGCCGCACAAGCUUCUUCAUCCAAGUCAAACAAGGCGGCUCUCAUUGCUUGCUGCAGUCGACCGCUUUCUAGAGCAGUGCGGCACGUCGACGAGUCGAGACACGACCCCGGACAUUACCUUCGUGCGGGACGCGCUGGUCCAACCUGAACCAAGACCUGGGAAGUGA